AUGAACAACAAUCGAGCAAGGUAUCCUCCCGGUCUUGGGGUCGGGAGAGGCGGAGGAAUGAAUGCGAACCCUAAUUUUCAGUCAAGGGUCCCGCAUCAGCAGUACGUGCAGAGGGGUUUGAUGCAGAACCAUCAGCAGUUUCAAAAUCCCCAGCAGCAACAUCAGCAGCAACAGCAACAACAGCAUCAACAACAGCAGCAGUGGUUGAGGAGGAAUCAGCUACCUGCUGGGGAUUCCAGUGUCGAUGAGGUGGAGAAGACAGUUCAAUCUGAGGCCGUUGACUCCAGUUCGCAAGAUUGGAAGGCAAGGCUAAAGAUACCUGCAGCAGAUACACGUUACAGGACAGAGGAUGUCACUGCUACUAAAGGGAACGAGUUCGAGGACUAUUUUCUGAAGCGUGAACUUUUGAUGGGAAUAUAUGAGAAAGGGUUUGAAAGACCAUCUCCGAUUCAAGAAGAGAGUAUACCUAUUGCACUUACUGGCAGUGAUAUUCUGGCUAGAGCUAAAAAUGGAACCGGGAAAACAGCUGCAUUUUGCAUCCCAGCUCUGGAAAAAAUUGACCAGGAUAACAAUGUUAUUCAAGUUGUUAUCUUGGUGCCAACUCGUGAGUUAGCUCUUCAGACUUCUCAAGUUUGUAAAGAGCUUGGAAAACAUUUGAAAAUUCAAGUAAUGGUUACUACUGGUGGUACAAGUUUGAAGGAUGACAUCAUGCGUUUGUAUCAACCUGUCCAUCUGCUUGUUGGGACUCCUGGAAGAAUUCUAGAUCUUGCAAAAAAGGGUGUCUGCAUUUUGAAAGACUGCUCAAUGCUUGUUAUGGAUGAGGCUGAUAAACUAUUGUCUCCGGAGUUUCAACCUUCAAUUGAGCAGUUGAUUCGUUUUCUUCCUGGAAGCCGGCAGAUUUUAAUGUUCUCUGCUACAUUUCCUGUUACUGUAAAGGACUUCAAAGGUCGUUAUCUUCACAAGCCUUAUGUCAUCAACCUUAUGGACGAGUUAACGCUUAAGGGUAUUACCCAGUUCUAUGCUUUUGUUGAGGAACGACAGAAAGUCCACUGUCUGAAUACUCUCUUUUCUAAGCUGCAAAUAAACCAGUCUAUCAUCUUCUGCAACUCAGUAAAUCGUGUAGAACUGCUGGCCAAGAAGAUUACAGAACUUGGCUAUUCGUGUUUCUAUAUUCACGCAAAAAUGCUGCAAGAUCACCGUAAUAGAGUGUUCCAUGACUUCCGCAAUGGUGCAUGCAGGAAUCUUGUUUGCACUGAUUUAUUUACCAGAGGUAUAGAUAUUCAGGCAGUGAACGUUGUUAUUAACUUUGAUUUCCCCAAGAACGCGGAAACAUAUCUACACAGGGUUGGUCGAUCUGGGAGGUUUGGACACCUCGGUUUGGCUGUGAAUUUGAUCACCUACGAGGACCGUUUCAAUUUGUAUAGGAUUGAGCAAGAACUUGGCACUGAAAUAAAGCAGAUUCCUCCACAUAUUGAUCAGGCAAUCUAUUGCCGGUAG
Linum trigynum is the source of this 1497-nucleotide messenger RNA. The record is from the annotation of a GenBank genome assembly. Lineage: Eukaryota; Viridiplantae; Streptophyta; Magnoliopsida; Malpighiales; Linaceae.